Messenger RNA from Acytostelium subglobosum LB1, 951 nucleotides. RefSeq lists its product as hypothetical. The record is from RefSeq and is a predicted model, not a curated record. The coding region runs from base 1 to 951 and encodes 316 amino acids. The transcript has 2 exons. NCBI's taxonomy places the organism in Eukaryota, Evosea, Eumycetozoa, Acytosteliales, Acytosteliaceae.
AUGUCCAUUGACUUGAUUGAUCGACUCUUGGCACAUCCCAACUUCAGAUGUAGAUUCAAUCAUGUGUUGGGCAGUGCCAUUGUGGCUGGCAACAAGGAGGUCAUCGAUAUGAUGUUGGGGCCACUCCCCAAGGACACACCAAUCAGAACGUUCUAUCGAUAUGCUCUGAGGCAGGCGGCAUUGGUCGGUGAUCUGGACAACAUCAAGAAGAUAAUGAUUAUUAGUCGAGAGGAGUUAACAGUCUAUGACAUUGGCUCAUUGAUCGAUAGAGUUGGAGUAUAUGGCAGCUUGGUGACAGAUGACGUGGUCAUGGAGUUGGCCAAAUCCAAAUCAAUCGAGUCUCAAAUAUACACUUUGUUUACAAAGGCCGCAUCCAAAUCAACCGCACUGUUCAGGUUUGUUAUGGAGCGAAUAUCCAGUAACGACUUGCUUCACAAGAUCAACAUCGUUGACAUAAACACUGCCUUUGAGGCAUGUGUCAAUCGUGGUGACAACGAAUCAUUGGAACAAGUUGUCCAACUGGCUCGCACCGCAUGCAGCACAUCAGCACUCAAUCAUCUGUUUGACUAUGGUCAUUACAGUGUGGAUGACAAUAAGUCUCUACAGUUGAUGGACUGGGCCUGUGAGAAUGGAAAGCUGGACAUCAUGCGAAUGAUCCAUCAACGAUGCACCACACCAACACAACUCCAAAGACUUCUUCCAUCAAUGAAGGCCAUACAUUGUGCAUCUGACAACAAUCAUCACAAGUUACUCAGUUAUCUGUUUGAAGGUGAUGUUGAUGUUGAUGGUCCAACAAAUCCAAGAUCACAGACAGUAUUCCAACGAGCAGAGUCCAUGAUCAACAUAACCAUGUUGAUCAGAGUAGUUCGACUUCAUUCAUGUGCGAAUGGACAUCUCCGCAUCAUCGACAUGUGUGAUCGACUGUUGGCACAACAACCAAUCAAUCAAUAA